AUGAUCGGUACAAACGUUGAUCAAAAGGCUUCGGUGGUGCUGAUGGGCCACAUCGGCAUCUACUCGAGCGAGUGGGAUCAGGAUUUCUUCCUCGGCGUCCCGUAUGCUUUGCCACCGACUGCAACCAAGUACGCCGCUGCCUGCGUCGGCUAUGGCAGUGACCAUGACUCCUACUCGAACGUCUCCGAGGAUUGUCUUUACCUCAAUAUCGUCCGACCCUCAAGUUCUGUCAGGCCCGGCUCGGAAAGACUCCCUGUCGUGGUUUGGAUUCAUGGCGGAGCAUUAAACGAGGGCUCGGCGAACGACCUGCGAUACAACCUCACUUUCAUCGUCGACCGCAGCGUCAAGAUCGACAAGCCGAUCAUCGCUGUCAGCAUCAACUACAGGUUGAGCAUAUGGGGCUUCAUUACUGGCAACGAGGCUAUCCACAGCGGGAAUGCGAACUUGGGGCUCAAAGAUCAGAGGUUGGCGUUGAAAUGGGUUAAAGAGAACAUAGGUUACUUUGGGGGAAACACGAGCCAGAUAACUAUCUGGGGGGAAUCUGCCGGCGCCUUCUCCGUCGGUGCACAUCUCACAGCCUACGGCAGCCGUGACGACAACCUCUUCCACGGCGCCAUCAUGCAACCCGGGAGCCCCCUCUACUACGGCUCGAUUCGGGACUGGAACAAGACAGCAUACAAUAUCGUGUCCGAAGGUAUGUCCUGCAACACCAUGGACGGCGGUCUACAAUGUCUGCGAGAGGUUUCGUUCGAGAAGCGAAACAGUUUCAUCACCGAGACUGGCUUGACGCAAGCUGGAUUAUGGCAACCCGUUGUCGACGGAGAUUUCAUCCAGGGCCACGCUAGUGAGCAGCUCGCAGAUGGCGCAUUCGUUCGGGUCCCUAUCAUCACAGGGGCGAAUUCGGACGAAGGGACAGCCGUCGUCAAUGGUACCCUCUUCGAUGCGACACUCGACAACGAAGAAAAGACAGAUGAGUACAGUUACAUUGCGCCAUGGUUGUCCGCUCGCGAGACCAACACUCUCAAAUUUCUCGAAAGUACGUUCCCCCGCGUCAUUUCCAACCCUAUUGAUGUUCAAAAACUGACAAUUUACAGCAUUUCCUAUUCCCCUCCGUUCCCGCCGGCUAUCUCCCGACAAUCUGGAACGUCUACCGAAAUGAAGAAAUUCCUGCAUACAGACCGUAUGCUGAAUGGAAUUCUUCCACCUUCUCGAACUGAAAUCGCCGUGUGGCGAACGCCUACUACGGCGAUGCAACCAUCCAUGCCCCGCGUCGUCUAA
This is a messenger RNA of Mytilinidion resinicola, 1278 nucleotides long. Its product is annotated as alpha/beta-hydrolase. The record is from RefSeq and is a predicted model, not a curated record. Lineage: Eukaryota; Fungi; Ascomycota; Dothideomycetes; Mytilinidiales; Mytilinidiaceae. The transcript has 4 exons. The coding region runs from base 1 to 1278 and encodes 425 amino acids.